GUUCCCCACUCAUUGCGUGACCCGCCCCAAGUCAGCCGCUUCCCGCUCCGCUUAAACAUAUAUGGCCAAGAGCGCCAGCCCGUUUCUCUUUAGCGGUUACCCACACAUCGUUUAAAAAUUCCGCCCAAAAAGAAAAGACGAUUUAAAAGAAGCCCAGGGACGUCUUAUUUGGGCGUAUACACGGAAAAGGUAUACAACAUCUAUCCAGAGGGACGGCGGCUCUACCAAGAGCAAUUUGAUUUCAACGCAGAGCCGCCUUGGGAGCCCAGCUGAUAGUUGGGGCCAUCCGCCUCCCAGCUGCUCCGCUUUGUUGCAUAGCUAACGGACUUUCUACUGCUACUGAAACCUUGGACAAAAUUUUCGUCAUUCCCCGAAUACGUUGUUUUGGAUUUGCGUCGACUGGAAAAGAUGAAAGGAUUUAAGGAACAAGACAUGCCCUACUUCUCCCUCCUGUCUGAUGGGAUCAGCACCCGUGACUUCCUCGAUGAUACCAUCCGCGGCCUCGUGUUCUCAGAUGAAAAGGAUGCGUUUUAUGUGGCGGACCUUGGCGAUGUGGUACAGAAGCACGCACGCUGGCUUGAGCACCUGCCUCUUGUCAGCCCCUUCUACACCGUCAAGUGCAACGAUGAGCUGCCAGUGCUGCGGGCGCUUGCUGCCAUGGGUGCUGGUUUUGACUGCGCAAGCAAGAAUGAGAUGGCUCUAGUGCUUGGCUUGGGCGUCCCAGCGGAGCGCAUCAUCUACGCCAACCCGUGCAAGCAGGUGUCCCAUAUCAAGUACGCGGCGCGCCACGGUGUGCAUACCAUGACCUUCGACAACGAGGCGGAGCUGGAGAAGGUGGCUCGCAACCAUCCUCAUGCCCGGCUGGUGUUGCGAAUCAUGGCUGACGAUUCUAAGGCGGUUUGUCGCUUGAGCGUGAAGUUUGGAGCCAGCCUCAAGAGCUGCCGCCACCUGUUGGAGAGGGCACGCCAACUCGGGGUCAAUGUCAUCGGCGUCAGCUUUCAUGUGGGAAGUGGCUGCAUGGAAGCCGAGACCUUUGCCCUGGCUAUCGCAGAUGCACGCUGCGUGUUUGACAUGGCCGUGGAAUUUGGAUAUUGCUUGAGUCUCCUUGACAUCGGAGGUGGUUUCCCUGGUUCUCCCGAUGCAAAAGUUACAUUUGAAGAGAUUGCAGGGGUGCUGAACGGGGCUCUGGAGCGCUACUUCCCCGCCGAGUGUGGCGUGCGCGUGAUUGCCGAACCAGGGCGCUUUUACGUGGCCUCAGCCUUCAUGCUCGCCGUCGGUAUCAUCGCCAAGAAGGCCGUGGUCCAAAACAGCCUGGACAAUGAGGAAGCGAGCAGAGAUGACCAACCUGCGUACAUGUACUAUGUCAACGACGGCGUGUACGGCUCCUUCAACUGCAUCCUCUUCGACCACGCUAAUGUCUUGCCUCUCACACAUCGGAAAGUGGAUCCGGAUGAGCCACUGUUCGAGACAUCUGUGUGGGGGCCCACCUGCGACGGACUUGACCGCGUGUUGGAGUGCGUCCUGCUCCCCGAGCUGCACCUGGGAGACUGGUUAAUCUUUCAGCACAUGGGAGCCUACACCCUGGCCGCUGCCUCGACCUUCAACGGAUUCCAGAAGCCUAUUGUGCACUAUGUCAUGAGCAGCGAGGACCGUUUGCUGAUGCAGGAGCUGUUGUCGGGGAUGGAGGAAGUCGUGCUGGGCCCCUGUCUGCAGUCCUCUUGCGGAGACAAGCUGGGUCUGCCUCCCACCCACCUCCCGCCUGGAGUCAAUGCUUGACCCCACGCACACCCCCAACUCUUCUAUCCAACCUUCCUAUAUUUCCCCACGCAAAAUCUUUCCACCCAUCCCCCCAAUUCAAGGCCAAUCCAAGGUUUCAGUAGCAGUGAAAGUCCCUCACAUUCCAAGCUUGCAUGUUCGCACGCGCAUUUGCUCUUCAGUUUUUUUGUCUUUCCUGGGACCAGUGACUUUUAUUUAAAGUAAUUUUUGUCAUCCAUCCUGUUGUCCCCUCUUCUCUGAACACUUUCCUCUGCAUCUUCCAUUCAGCUUUACCAAGUUUUUCCUGCGUAUUCCCUGCUUAUCUUUGUUAAAGUAUCUAUUCUGCUCCUUUGUUUUCUUAUGCUGUUUCCUUGUCUAACUUUUUUUCUCAGGUUUUUUCUGUCUCGAACAGUGCCCCAAUUCAAAACCUGAGCUCAAACGUGUGCCGAACCUGCAAGCUUGACAUUUAGCACGAAAAAUAUCCAAUUAGCAGCAGCAUGCAACACAGCGGAGGACUGGUAGAGAUGGAUCCAAAGAGAGAGAUUCUAGAAUGUAGGACAUUUUCACAGUAACCUACAACCACCAACGUUCAAGACUUACAAUUUUUUUUUUGAGUUUUGCUAAAUUUAGCCUUUUGUCGGUUUUAUACACACUUUUUGUUCAAUGAAAUAACUUCACAUCUUGUAUGUGUACCACUUGAUGAAUUUCGAAAACAACUUUAAUGGAAUUUUAGCAGCACAUUUGUUCGCUGGAUAAAUUGUCCUGUGAGUUCGUAUUUGUGCUGCUCAGGGUAAGAUUUCCAUUUGUUUCAAAUAUGACCCUCACCCGAUUUGACUUAUCAAAUAUUGUAGCGUGUACAUGAAUGUACAUGUAGUUUAAGAAAUAUCGGUCCAUUGUUCAAUGAAUUGAAAUAUAGCUGCAAAAUCUUCAGCUCACAAACUGCCAAGUUUUGACAAAUUAAUAAGGUAAUUUGUAUUUAAUAAUUUAAAAUUUUCUAAUUUCUUUGACAGUUGUACGCAGCACCAAAUUUUGAUUUAAAAAAUGUAUUUAGCAUUUGUCAUGCGUUCGCCAACUCAUGGAUAUUAACACGCAUGUCUAGCUCUGUAGCUUUGUGCAUUGAAUAAUCUUCAAUGUGUGUUGUGUAAUUUGGUCAAAUUGAGGUAAAUCUCAUAAAUGUGCUGGUAUAACAGCAAUAAGGUGAUGCGGCUUUAUAAUAUUUGAGAGUUCGUAGCAAAUUGUUGGGAUGCGAGUAUAACAUGUGGAUGAAAUGUCACUUUAACAUCUCGCGUUGAGCAUUCUUGAACAAAUAAGGACCUAUCUGUUGAACUUUGUAAAAGCCCUGAAAAUGUAUGUUGCUCAUGUGAGACAUUACAAUCUGUCUUCUAAGAAAAUGUGCACCUUACUAUGAAUAAAACAAACAGUGAAUCAUAAUUUAUAAAUUUUACCCCUUGUAGUCUUGAGUGUGUGUGUAAGCACUAUUCUGUGUGAAGCAUUUUAAUUCGCGUCUUAGGUUCGGUGAUAAAUGGAUGUAGAGAGCCACAUGGGUUACCGUGAAAGUCCUUUUGUGUUGGAAGUUAAGACAGUUUUGUACUAAGCGUGGUGUGCGAUAGGGUUAGGGUUGCCACUUCCUUGUGGUGUUGUCCUAUCACUGUGGAUCCAUGAGGUUGUCUUAGCCAGUGCUUUAAUAAAGGCCUCAAUUAAGAA
Molecule: messenger RNA, 3459 nt
Organism: Lethenteron reissneri (Far Eastern brook lamprey)
Lineage: Eukaryota; Metazoa; Chordata; Hyperoartia; Petromyzontiformes; Petromyzontidae
Product: ornithine decarboxylase-like
Cellular component (GO): cytoplasm
Molecular function (GO): ornithine decarboxylase activity
Source: RefSeq, a predicted model, not a curated record